AUGACGGAAUUGACCCCGGUGGCGCCGUUCCCCGUCGACAUCGAGCUGGAGCCGAAACAGGCGGCCCAGCACAACACCAAGGAUAAGCUCCGCAAGGUGCUCACGCCACUCGCAGCGGUGCAGAAGUACCUGGCGUACACGUUUGGCGUGUUCCUCGGCAUCCACGCGUGUCUGGUGAUCGUGGUGCCUAGUCUACCCGAAUUCGUGGCCCUGCCUCAGGCCAAGCAAGAAGUGUUUGAGAUGGCCCGGGCCGUGUACCACCACAUCCCCGGCUACGAGGCCAUCGGCGUGGUGGGAGCCGCGUUAGUCCACGUUAUCCUGGGGGUGGCCAUCAGAAUCAUCCGCCAGCAGUUUAAACGGAAAAAGGCCCAUCCUCAGCCGCGACACCCGUCACCUGAUGUGGUUAAAGAUGAGACCAGCGGCGACAUUGGUCUUGGCGGCCUCACAGCGCUUUUAGGCAUGGGCUACCGCCGCUCAAUUAUUUCCCGCUACGUCCCCGGACUUUCACCGCUUGCGUUUCUGGGGUACGUGCUCUUGCCGCUAGCGCUCUACCACGUGGCGAAGUUCCGCUUGCUUCCAGCGCUGGUCGACGGCGACCUGGCGCUCGUGUCGCUCGACUACAUCAGCUACUACCUCAACGUGUCGCGGUGGGGCAAGUGGGGCAACACGAUCAACACGUGGCUUCUCCUAGCGCUUGUGUGGACGAUGGCAUACCACCUGGUGAGCGGGUGGUUGCGGUUUAACCACAAGUACAGUUUGCUGUGGAAGAAAGCUGGGUACGCCGUCAUCGGUACCGUCACCACCCUCGCCGCCGUCGCCGUUAUGGGCUUCAAAGACCGGUUCCACUUGUUAGAUAAGGCCGGGUUUAUGGCGAGAUCAUUCACUAAGUACGCCAAAGCCGCAUUGUGGUGA
Diutina rugosa is the source of this 912-nucleotide messenger RNA. RefSeq lists its product as uncharacterized. The record is from RefSeq and is a predicted model, not a curated record. Gene Ontology annotation, cellular component: mitochondrial outer membrane. The coding region runs from base 1 to 912 and encodes 303 amino acids. Lineage: Eukaryota; Fungi; Ascomycota; Pichiomycetes; Serinales; Debaryomycetaceae. The transcript has a single exon. Gene Ontology annotation, biological process: mitochondrion organization; lipid homeostasis.